Messenger RNA from Exophiala dermatitidis NIH/UT8656, 2445 nucleotides. RefSeq lists its product as uncharacterized. NCBI's taxonomy places the organism in Eukaryota, Fungi, Ascomycota, Eurotiomycetes, Chaetothyriales, Herpotrichiellaceae. Bases 1 to 2445 code for a protein of 814 amino acids. The record is from RefSeq and is a predicted model, not a curated record. The transcript is spliced from 2 exons.
AUGGCCGCCCCUCGUCGCCGCUCUGCACGAUUGAGCAAAACACCCCAGAAACAACGAACAUCGAAUCGUAAAGCUGCCUCGACCGUACAUCUCGAAUCUUUGGUAGAACGGGACGAGACCCCAGACGUUACAGAGUCGCAAUCGAUUGACAAUGUCCUCGCGACGCCCGCCUCUGCUGAGACAAUCAAGUCGCAGCUUUCAAAGCUGUCCGGCUUGAAAACUCCUAGAACCGAGCCCAGACCAGAUCCGGCCGAGAUGCACCCAGAACUGGUUCACCAUAGCACCGCCAAAGCCCCGGACUCCGGUCUGAAGCUAGGUUUCGUCGAUAUCCCGCCCGAGCCUCUUCAUUCUAUCGAAAGCGCGCAAAAUACUCCCACGAAAGCCCGCACACAGCAUACUCCGACGAAGGCCCGCACCAGUAGUCCAGCCAAUUUGUCGACAACCGCGUUUGACUUCAAGUUCAAUUCCGAGUCUCAACUGAGUACGGAGGCACAGCAGCUCAUGGAGACUGUUCGGGAGGAAGCCGCACGGAUAAAGACACAGAUGCAGGCGGAAAAGGAGGCGCAAUUGAAGAAAGACGAAGACGCUGAGGCUAGUUUCAAUGGAAUCAAUGCUUCCGGCAGAAAGAUUGCCAAACCCAAGAGCAAGGCAGGACGGUUCAGCGAUAUUCACAUGGCGCAGUUCAAGAAAAUGGACUCUAUUGCAAAUCAUCCGUCGGCAUACCGUGCCAGACCUGGAUAUGCCCAGCCGACAGCACAGUCGCUCAAGAGAAGUCCCUCCAAGGCAGGGCUCGACGAUGUUGAUCGUCCACGAACUUCUGGAAAAGGAACACCUGGUCGAGCUCGCCCGCCUUUCCUCGGUCGACCAACCUCGGUCAGUCCUUUCAAAUCUAUUCCUGCUCAACCAGAACGACUCGAAAACACAGCCCCAGCCAAACGUGCCCGCCAUUCGGUCCUACAAGAUGUGUCCGCCUGCCGACCGGCAGAAGUGCAGCAGUCUCCUGGCAAGACCACGGUGCCGAGGCCAGUGUCGAGCAGGUUACUUUCGCCUACAAAAGCUUCGCUAGCCAGAAGUGCAGCGAGUCAGAUCCCGGUGGCGUCGCCUAACAAAGCCCAAGCGCCGAAACGCACCGCUUCUGUCAGAUCGUUGAAGACGGUGUCUACAGUACAAGCAGCUAGACCGGCCACCUCUCAUGGGGCUGUGACUAUGCAAAGUCCCAGCAAGUUGCCACAGGCUGAAACAUUCCGUCUGAAUAUGUCUCUUCCAUCUCUGCCAUCCGAGCGCUUCACUGCAGCUGAAAACAAAUCUGCCUCGCCUCAGCGACUACAAUUCAACGCAGAGGUACCUCAACCCCCGGUUAACCAUGGAUUUGCAUCAAGAUUGCCAAAAUUUGCCGGCUUGAAGUCGAUUCUGCGUCCUGGGCGGAAGAUAGAUACCGCGACUCCAGCCGAUGAAAAGCAACCGACACCCAUACGACACGAGACGCACUCCGCAACUCCCGGAACAGGCUCAGUGAAGAAGGUCGAUUUCACUCCCAGCGUCAAGUCCAGAUAUGCCGUCAAGCUGGCGGCUGCAAGUCCCAGUCCUGCUAAAUUGCCGCACCUUACCCCUGGAAAAGCGCUCCCUUCUGCUGCUGAACUAUAUGACCCAGCCGCCUACGUGCUUCAGGAUGAGGAUGAUGGUGACGAUGACAACUGGGAGGACGCGGAAAGCGAGAUCGACUAUCCGACCUUGCCAGAUGACCUCUCAAGCCCGGCUCGCCCGAAGGCCAUGGAUGAAGGAACGUUCUCCUCAAAGGCAAAGAACCAUAAUCGUCGCGAAUCGAAAGAAUUCAAAUCGAUCUUCACCACUUUGCAUCACCCAUCGCGUCCGGCCGAGCCGUCUACACUGACGUCAGUCAACACCAUGAUGAAUAAGACCGAUCCAACAAUCCACGCCAAUAGAGUCAUGCGAUCUCCCAGCAACCCGAACUUCUCGCAGCCCUCGCCUUCGACUAUCCGUCGCGUGCGCACAUCGGGUGUGACCGAAUUUGUGCAACCAUUCGAAGACACCGAAGUCCAGACUGUUCCGCAUGGGCUACCGGGCAAGAAACGUCGUCGCGAGUCCACCGUCUCUGUAGGCACCGAGAGCAAUGAGGAGACUUCGAAAGAGAACCGUCGUAUCUCGGUCAUGCCGUCUGUUCCCGGUGGGUGGCGAGACACCCCUUCCCUUGACAGUCAGGAACAAGACGAAGGCGACAAGCGCGGUGGCAAGCGUAUGAGAGUCGACACAUCCAAGUUCGAGGAGGCGGCGCACUCCCCGGCAAAGAAAACAGCAACAACCAAAAAGCCUAGACAGAGUUCGGCUCGAGAACUGGCCAAGAAUAAUGCCAAAGAGCGCAAGACCGGAGGCAUUUUGAGUCUCAGCCGCUUGAACAUGUUGGCGCGCCCGAAGCAGAGAAGCUAG